AUGGGCUACGUGCAGCAAGAGGAUGCACUCUUCCCACACCUCACCCCACGCGAGUCGCUGCUCUUCUCGGCUCAUCUCCGCCUGCCCUCCUCCCUGCCGCUCGCUGACAAGGUUGCUCGUGUGGACGCUCUUCUCGCCACUCUUGGUCUACAGGUAACGGGGCUGAUCACUGCGACUUUUGAGUUGACUCAAUGUAACAAGGUGAUUUUUGAAUCGCCUCAAAAGCUUGCUCGUGUGGACACUCUUCUUGCGACUCUUGGUCCACAGGUAACUGGGCUGAUCACUGCUCUGCACGCAUAUGGCUUGCCGCUGGCACAUGUAAGUGUGCUGCUCAUGGCUUGGUUGUUGGGCCUCAGAGCGAGUCGCUCCUCUUCUCGGCCCACCUCUGCCUGCCCUCCACCCUGCCCGUCGCGGACAAAGCUCGCCCGCGUGGUCGCCCUUCUCACCACCCUCGGCCUGCAGGUAAGGCGUACCAUACCCGCACGAGUAACUGGGAUGCUCGUGGUAAUAGCUGUCGCCCACACCAGAAUUGGGGCGACCAGCACAUGCAGCAGCAGGGGGAGAGGGUUGUCUGGAGGAGAGAAGAGGCGAGCAGUGGUGUUGCUGGAUGAACCCACCAGUGGGCUGCACCCACAAAAGCCCCACUUCCUCCCAGUAACUCUUACCCCCAUCCCUCUCUCCCUGCUCUCUCCCUACCCCUGCCCACCCCAGGCUGUCGCCCAUACCAGAAUCGGCAGUACGAGUGCCGGCCGCAGCAGGGGGAGGGGGCUGUCAGGAGGGGAGCGACGACGUGUGUCCAUAGGCAUGGAUUUAGCUGUCGCCCACACACGCAUCGGCAGCACAAGUGCCAGCAGCAGCAGGGGGAGGGGGUUAUCAGGAGGGGAGCGACGACGUGUGUCCAUAGGAAUGGAUUUGGUCCACAACCCAGCAGUGGUGCUGCUGGAUGAACCCACCAGUGGGCUGGACAGUGCUGCUGCUGCCAACGUGCUGGGCGUGCUGAGAGGCAUGGCCAAGGAGGGAGGGCGGACUGUGGUGCUGUCGAUACACCAGCCCAGCUUCUGCAUGCUUGAGCUCAUCGACUCCCUCCUGCUGCUCUCAAGGGGCUCCGUGCCCAGCUUCCGCAUGCUUGAGCUCAUCGACUCCCUCCUGCUGCUCUCCCUCUGUCCCUGCUCGAAGCUGGUUCCCUUCCCCACCCCCCCCGUUCCCCCACACUCUAUCCCCACCCCCCCCGUUCCCCCACACUCUAUCCCCACCCCCCCCGUUCCCCCACACUCUAUCCCCACCCCCCCCGUUCCCCCACACUCUAUCCCCACCCCCCCCGUUCCCCCACACUCUAUCCCCACCCCCCCCGUUCCCCCACACUCUAUCCCACCCCCCCCGUUCCCCCACACUCUAUCCCCACCCCCCCCGUUCCCCCACACUCUAUCCCCACCCCCCCCGUUCCCCCACACUCUAUCCCCACCCCCCCCGUUCCCCCACACUCUAUCCCCACCCCCCCCGUUCCCCCACACCCACACUCUAUCCCCACCCCCCCCGUUCCCCCACACCCACACUCUAUCCCCACCCUUACAACCCUCGCAGCCCAGCUUCCGCAUGAGAGAGCUAAUCGACUCCUGCUCUCUCGGGGCUCCGUGGUUCACUGCGGCCCUCUCUCCCUGCUCGACCUGCUUAAACAGAAAGCACGUUCCCACUCUUCCCACCUUCUCCCCCCUCCCAUACGCCUCCUCGCAGCCCAGCUUCCGCAUGUUUGAGCUCAUCGACUCCCUCCUGCUGCUCUCCCCCCACCACUCUCAGUCGCUCUGUUCUUUCCCCCACCUGCUCCCAUCCCUAACUGCUUCCCCCCCUCAGCCCAGCUUCCGCAUGCUAGAGCUCAUCGACUCCCUCCUGCUGCUCUCCCGAGGAUCUGUGGUUCACUGCGGCCCUCUCUCCCUGCUCGAGGCCCGCCUCGCUGCUGCUGGCUGCACCGUACCCAUGCGAGUCAACGCUCUCGAAUAUGCCAUGGAAGGCAUGGGGGUGAGUUGCCUCGUCACUCUCUCCUUUCUGUUCCCCUGGGGUUCACUUGGAUCAACUGUCUGGGGUUCACUUGGAUCAACUGUCUGUGGUUCACUGCGGCCCGCUCGCCUCGCUGCUGCUGGCUGCACCGUACCCAUGCGAGUCAACGCUCUCGAAUACGCCAUGGAAGGCAUGGGGGUAAGUUCCUGCCGCAACUUCAAGGCACGUUCCUUCUUUCCCAACCCAUCUCGUUCUCUUCCCUGCCAUCCCAUGUGGGAGUGGACCCCAGAGCUGUGUCUAGGGAGGGCGUCUCAGGUCGCCUUCACUGCCCUCUGCUUGGGGACUCUCUUCCUUCGCCUGCCGUCCAACCCUCAGGGGAUAGAGGAACGCAUGGGAUUCUUUGCCUUCUCUCUCGCCUUCCUGCUCACCUCGUCUGUCGAAGCCCUGCCUGUGUUUCUUGAGGAGAGGCAAAUCUUUCUCCGAGAAACGUCAAGAGGCGCUUACCGCAUAUCCUCGUAUGCCAUCGCUAGUGUGGCGGUGUUUCUGCCAUUUCUCCUGCUCCUCGCCCUCCUCUACUCCAUCCCAGCCUACCUCCUUGUCGGCCUGCACGCCUCCCUCUCCGCAUUCCUCUUCUUCCUCCUGGUCGUCUGGGCGGUGCUGAUCGUCGCCAAUGCCAUCGUCGCAUGCAUCGCGGCCAUGGCACCUGACUUUAUCACAGCUAACUCCAUGAUUGCUGGCCUCAUGGGGGCAUUCUUCCUCUUCUCAGGCUACUUCAUUGCCAAGAAGUACAUCCCUUCAUACUGGAUCUGGAUGCACUACCUGUCAGUCUUCAAGUACCCCUUGGAUGCUCUCAUAAUUAACGAGUACGGGAGCCAUAGUGACACCACCUUCGGGCUUGCAGGCACAGGAUCACAGAUUAUUGAGGCGGCAGGCUUGUCUGGGCAAUCUAAGUGGCUUGACCUACUUGUGCUAUUGGGCUUUGCAAUGACUUUCCGCAUUGCAUGCUACAUCUUCCUUCUUACACAACGAUUGGCGCAAUCAGCCUGCUCGCUAGCAGGGGUCACAAUAUUUUGCUGUGCUUUCGUAAUGGGCCUUGGACCAAUUCCCAACAUCAUCUGCUCUGAGAUAUUUCCCACCCCUGUUCGCGGCUUGUGCAUUGGUCUGUGUGGUGCUGCUAUGUGGCUGUGUAACAUUGGUGUCAGCCAGGCGUUUCCUCUACUUCAAGCAAGAUUUGGUCUUGCUGGGGUCUUUGCCAUCUUUUGCACAAUGAGCAUGAUCUCGUGGCUCUUCGUUUUCCUCAAGGUCCCAGAGACAAAGGGCUUGCCAUUGGAGUCUCUUAAAAUGGCUGCUCUCGCGAACGCCGCUGUGCUCCCGUCCACCUUCGUCGGCCAGAGCGCGGAGCUCGCCGCCAAGGUGAACAAUGUGGACGCCCGCGUGACGAUGAGGAAGACCGCCAAGGCGGCUUCCAGCAGCGCCUUCUACGGCCCCGACCGCAACCUGUUCCUGGGCCCCUUCUCCUCCCCCCCUUCGUACCUCACCGGCGAGUACCCCGGCGACUACGGCUGGGACACUGCUGGUCUGUCCGCCGACCCCGAGACGUUCGCCAAAAACCGCGAGCUGGAGGUGAUUCACGCUCGCUGGGCUCUGCUCGGCGCGCUCGGCUGCCUGACUCCCGAGCUCCUCGCCGGCAACGGCGUGAACUUCGGCGAGGCGGUGUGGUUCAAGGCCGGCGCGCAGAUCUUCUCCGAGGGUGGCCUUGACUACCUCGGCAACCCGAGCCUGAUCCACGCGCAGUCAAUCCUGGCCAUCUGGGCCACCCAGGUGAUUCUGAUGGGCGCCGUUGAGAGCUACCGCGUGGGUGGCCUUGAGGGCUUCCAAGAGGUGGAGGACCCCCUGUACCCCGGCGGUGCCUUCGACCCCCUGGGUCUGGCCGACGACCCCGACGCCCUCGCUGAGCUGAAGGUUAAGGAGCUGAAGAAUGGCCGCCUCGCCAUGGUGUCGAUGUUCGGCUUCUUCGUGCAGGCCAUCGUCACCGGCAAGGGCCCCCUGGAGAACCUGAACGACCACCUGGCCGACCCCACCGUGAACAACGCCUGGGCCUACGCCACCAACUUCACCCCCGGCGCUUAG
Messenger RNA from Closterium sp. NIES-65, 4122 nucleotides. The record is from the annotation of a GenBank genome assembly. NCBI's taxonomy places the organism in Eukaryota, Viridiplantae, Streptophyta, Zygnematophyceae, Desmidiales, Closteriaceae.